AUGUCUGAACAGAACACCACCAUGUUACUUCCUGUUCAUUUCAUUCUUCUGGGGGUCCCCGGCCUCGAACAUCUCUACCUCUACCUCGCUCUCAUCUUCUCUGUGGUUUAUGUCACAUCUGUCAUUGGAAACCUCACCCUGCUCUUCAUUAUCAGGAUAGACCGGAGCCUCCAUGAGCCCAUGUACUAUUUCCUCUGUAUGUUAUCCUCCAUUGACCUGGCCUUGUCCAAUUCUACGACACCCAAGAUGUUGGGGAUCCUAUGGGUGAACUCCCGGGAGAUCAACUCCCAGGCAUGCCUCACCCAGAUGUUCUUUCUCCAUUCUGGGGCUAUUAUGGAAUCGGCCCUACUACUGGCUAUGGCAUUUGAUAGAUAUGUCGCCAUCUGUAACCCUCUGAGAUACACCUCAAUACUUACCAAAUGGCUGAUAACAUACAUCGGCAUGUUGACCAUCAGUAGAGCGGUGGCCCUGAUGAUACCAUUACCUUUCCUUAUAAAACGGCUGCCGUUCUGCUCGCCCAAUGUCAUCCACCACUCCUACUGUGAACACAUGGCCGUGGUGAAACUGGCGUGUGCCGAUACCACCGUCAACAACAUCUAUGGCAUAGUGGUGGCUCUUGUCAUUGUUGGGUUGGAUCUCAUCUUCAUAAUUUGCUCUUACAUCCUGAUUCUUGGGGCUGUAUUUCGUCUGGCCUCCAAAGAAGCCAAAAUCAAGGCUCUAGGUACAUGCGGCGCCCAUAUUUGUGCCAUUCUUGCCUUCUAUAUUCCUGUCGUCCUCUCAUCUGUUGUCCACAGAUUUGGAAAGAAUGUCCCAAUUCAUAUUCACAUCUUGUUGGCCAAUGUUUACCUGAUGCUGCCGCCUCUCAUCAACCCCAUUGUAUAUGGGGUAAAGACCAAGCAGAUAAGAAACAGAGUGAAGUCCAUCCUCAGUGUGCACUUUGCAUGUUCUACCAAUGCCCGCUCCGAUAUAACACGGACUCAUGGUCUACCGCAGUCCAGAUGGAACGGAAAACACAACUUGACAAAAUGA
Hyla sarda is the source of this 1029-nucleotide messenger RNA. Its product is annotated as olfactory receptor 52K2-like. Gene Ontology annotation, cellular component: membrane. The transcript has a single exon. The record is from RefSeq and is a predicted model, not a curated record. Gene Ontology annotation, biological process: G protein-coupled receptor signaling pathway. NCBI's taxonomy places the organism in Eukaryota, Metazoa, Chordata, Amphibia, Anura, Hylidae. Gene Ontology annotation, molecular function: olfactory receptor activity; G protein-coupled receptor activity. The coding region runs from base 1 to 1029 and encodes 342 amino acids.